Molecule: messenger RNA, 1098 nt
Organism: Macrosiphum euphorbiae (potato aphid)
Lineage: Eukaryota; Metazoa; Arthropoda; Insecta; Hemiptera; Aphididae
Source: the annotation of a GenBank genome assembly
AUGAACGGUCACCACCAGUACCAGCACCAGCAGCAGCAGCACCAACACCAGCGCCAGCGGCUACUGGAGCAGCACCGGCGACUCCUGGAGCAGCAACAGCGACGUCUCCCGCAACAGUGCAGCCGACUUCCAUCAGCCGCCGCCCCUGAAGAAGUAUCGCCCAAUCCUGUGAUUCUUCCUACACAGCAGCCACCUCCACCGCAGCCGAAAUACCGACCACGAAUCGUGCAUCUCGCCAAUGAGGACGCGCUCUCGGCGGCGUUGACCGCCGACGGUUACCGGUUGGGCUCGACCGUCGGCCACGGGUCGUACAGCAAAGUCCGGAUAGCGUUUUGGGCGGCGCCGGCGUCGUCGGCCACGGCUCGGGUGGCGUGCAAGGUGAUCAACAAGAGACGCGACCCCGGCACUUCGUCGUACGUGCGAAAGUUCUUGCCCAGAGAACUGGAAGUAUUGCGCACGGUCCGGCACCCAAACGUGGUCAGAACGCACCGGAUAUACGUGACGCCGUACACCGUGCACGUGUUCAUGGACUACUGCGAGAUUGGUGACCUGCUCAGCCAUAUGCAGCACGUUAAGACCAUACCGCAGUGGCAAGCGCACACGUUCUUCAGGCAGUUAUGCGAGGCUGUGGAUUAUCUGCACCGAAAAAACAUCACGCACCGUGACAUCAAAUGCGAAAACGUACUAUUGGAAAACAUGCGGACGGUCAAGUUGACCGAUUUCGGAUUCGCCAGGUUGUGCGCGGAUGAGCGAGGCCGGAGACUAAUGAGCCAGACGUACUGCGGCAGUUCGUCAUAUGCUGCACCAGAAGUGCUACAAGGCAUACCGUACGACCCGAUUUCCUACGACAUGUGGGCACUGGGAGUUGUGCUAUACGUGAUGCUAGCCGACGCUAUGCCAUUUCCACACUCUAACCGACAGCAGAUCGUGGCCAAUCAGAUAGCUAAGAAGUUCUCCAGACCCAAGAAACCAGUGUCCCGAGAGGCGUUGAAACUUAUCUCGAUUAUUUUAGAGCCAGACGUUCAUAAAAGAGCAACCAUGCAUCAAGUAAAACAUCAUCCAUGGGUUAAACAACAAAAUCCAUAUCAUACUCAUUAA